This is a messenger RNA of Eufriesea mexicana, 2025 nucleotides long. RefSeq names its product Actin-related protein 5 (gene Arp5). NCBI's taxonomy places the organism in Eukaryota, Metazoa, Arthropoda, Insecta, Hymenoptera, Apidae. The record is from RefSeq and is a predicted model, not a curated record. Bases 1 to 2025 code for a protein of 674 amino acids. The transcript has 7 exons.
AUGGAAGUUCUUGAAUUAAAAGAUAUAAAAGCUGUACCUGAUAUUAUUCAUCCUUAUUUAGAUAGAGUGAAAACCGAAGCAACACCACUUGUAAUUGACAAUGGUUCAUACAAUUGUAGAGUUGGGUGGGCUUCAGAGAAAGAACCUCAAUUAGUAUUUAAGAAUCUCAUUGCAAAGCCACGUAAAGAACGUGGUAAAAAAGAUGGUGAGCCUCAGGUUGGAAAUGACAUAGCUAAUAUUGAAGCUGUUCGAUUUCAAUUAAAAACACAGUUUGAUCGAAAUGUGGUAACACAUUUUGAAGCUCAAGAACAAAUCUUUGAUUAUACUUUCACUCAUAUGGGAAUAGAUACAGAAGGGGCAGUAAAUCAUCCCAUUAUUUUAACAGAAGCAUUUCUCAAUCCUAAUUAUUCACGAAACUUGAUGGCUGAACUUUUAUUUGAGUGUUACAAUGUACCUGCAAUAGCAUACGGAGUAGAUUGUUUAUUUUCUUAUCAGCAUAAUAAUUGCCCAUCGGAUGGCUUAAUAAUUAGUAUUGGGUAUCAUACCACACACAUUAUACCUAUAUUAGAUGGUAAAGCAGAUCCUGUAAAUUCAAGAAGAAUCAAUGUUGGUGGAUACCAUAUUACAUCUUAUAUGCAUAGGUUGCUUCAACUUAAAUAUCCAGUCCAUGUAAAUGCUAUAACACCUAGUCGAGCAGAGGAAUUGAUACAUGAACAUUCAAUGAUAGCUUUAAAUUAUCAAGAAGAAAUUUCUAAAUGGGCUGAUCCUGAUUAUUAUGACAUGAAUGUAUUAAGAGUACAAUUACCCUAUGUUGCUCCUACAAAUGCUCCUGGUUUAACAGUUGAACAGCAGAAAGAGAGAAAACGUGAAUUAGCUAGGAGAUUAAUGGAAAUUAAUGCCAGAAAAAGAGAAGAGAGAUUAGCAGAAGAUGAAGAACAAUUAAAUCAAUUAUUGGCAGUCCAGGAUUUAUUAGAAGAAGGAGAAACAGAUGAAUUUGAUCAAGCAUUAAAAACGUAUUCUCUCGCGAAUGAAGCAGAUCUUAUAAAAAUGAUUAAUAAUUUGCAAGCAAAAGUAGAAAGAACUAGACAAAAAAUAGUAGCGGCUAAUUCACAAGAAGAAAAUAUUGCAAUGGAAGAACAGAAACCAAAAUUAAAAUCGACUCUGCAACCUAAAGAUCAACAAGAUUUCGACGAAUGGAUUGCUGGUGUACGAAAAAAAAGGCAAGAAAUAUUAGAGCGACGAAUGGCGAAAAGACAACGUAGACAAGAUAUGGCGAAACGUAGAACAGCUGCUGCGCAGGAAAGAAUGCGCAUAAUAAGUCAGUUAGCGAGAAAAGAAAAACGCGAUGACGAUUUUGGUAUGAGAGAUGAAGAUUGGGAUGUUUACAAAGUUAUAAAUAGGGAAGGUGGAGACUCAGAUUCGGAAGUAGAACAGGAAAAGCUUCUAGAAUUGGAAGAUGUAUUACGGCAUCACGAUCCAGAAUUUGAUGGCGCCGGAUCUAAUGUUCCUAUAGUUCCUGGAGAAACUCAUCAAUUGCACGUAGGAGUAGAACGUUUGAGGGCUCCAGAAAUAUUAUUUCAACCAUCUAUGAUAGGUUCUGUAGAAGCAGGCAUUGCGGAAACCAUCGAAUUCGUUUUGAAGCUUUAUCCACUCGAACAACAGUCGCGACUCGUGGGAAAUAUAUUUCUUACUGGAGGUCCGACCAGAUUUCCUGGUUUACUCGAGAGAUUGAAUCGUGAACUUCGUGAAAUGCGUCCAUUUGGAUCGAAUUUCCAAAUAAAUAUCGCAAAAAAUACUAGUAUAGAUGCAUGGUAUGGCGCGAGGGAUUUUGGUCUAAGUGGAAAUCUUCCCGAAUUUUUAGUAAGCAAGAAGGAGUACGAAGAGAAAGGUGGUGAAUAUUUUAAAGAACACUCGACCAGUAAUACUUACACUCGAUCUCCUGAUCCCUUACCUACAGUGCAGGCUCCUGUGACAUCAGAACAGGUUAUUGUAGAGGAUGCUGUUGUUGACGUUGAAAUGGAGUAG